UUUUCUCUCUUCGCUAAGUUAAGUUAUUCGCUUGUUCAUUGCUCGCCGCGAUCUCUCGCGCUUUCUAGUUUCGAUCCGCGCGCACGGGCUACGUCUCUGCAUCCCCGCAGUUUGUUCGGUUUCCUUGUUUUUCCAUGGCUUCCGAAACGAAAGAUGCCCAUGUGGUCGAGAUCCCCGUCGACGAGGAGCACCUGGAGAAGCUCUCCUCCUCGGCCACGAACGCGGCGCUGGCCGCCGCGAUCCAGCACCACCCGCUGAUGGAGAUCUCCCGGAGCCCGGGCCACCUCCUGCUGCUCAAGCUCUGGCAGAGGGAGGAGGCCCUCUUCGGCCGCCGGGCCACGCUCAAGGAGGGGCGGCUGGACUCGGCGAGACGCGAGAUCUUCCAGCUCUGCUUCUCCUUCUUCAUCUUUCACGGAUUCUUCCUGACCCUCUUGUACACGUCCGCCGUUAACUCCGCUGACGACCACCACCGCCACAGCGUUUGCAAGAAGUGGUGGUUGCCCGCCAUUCUGUCACUGUGCACUUCCCUUGUGUUUGUGGGCUUGGUGCAGGUGAAGCUCUGGCGGUACUGGAAGGUCUCGCGGCAGCUGCAGAGGGAGAGGAACGAUAACCGGGCGCUCGGGAGGUGCGUUCAGGAGCUGAGGAUGAAAGGGGCGAGCUUCGACCUGUCCAAGGAGCCGACCAUCGGGAAGAGGAUGAAGAGCUCCAGUGUCGAGAUCAAGUGGAGGCCGCUCACUUGGUGUUCUCAGAACGUGGUCACCGUGUGUCUCCUCUGUUUUGCAGGUCUGAUGGCCCCUGCUUCGAAAUUCAUCCUUUGCUGAGUCGCGCCAUCGCCGGAGUC
Molecule: messenger RNA, 841 nt
Organism: Syzygium oleosum
Lineage: Eukaryota; Viridiplantae; Streptophyta; Magnoliopsida; Myrtales; Myrtaceae
Exons: 1
Coding region: 135-821 (228 amino acids)
Source: RefSeq, a predicted model, not a curated record